Drosophila ficusphila is the source of this 1593-nucleotide messenger RNA. It is a transcript of the gene Cht11, whose product is annotated as chitinase-3-like protein 1. Gene Ontology annotation, molecular function: chitin binding; chitinase activity. The record is from RefSeq and is a predicted model, not a curated record. Gene Ontology annotation, biological process: chitin catabolic process; carbohydrate metabolic process. The transcript has 2 exons. NCBI's taxonomy places the organism in Eukaryota, Metazoa, Arthropoda, Insecta, Diptera, Drosophilidae. The coding region runs from base 115 to 1413 and encodes 432 amino acids. Gene Ontology annotation, cellular component: extracellular region.
CCAAAACUCACGAGGAAUCACAGCACUGGUCGAAUUUGUUUUCGUCUUUAAUGAUAUGAUAACGAAUUAGUGGAUAACAACCCGCAGAUGUGAACUCCUGGAACAAUAGAAACCAUGGGGAGCUAUGAGAAACUAGAGGACAAUGCCCGGGGUCGGGAUAUCGAUGAGUUAUCCGUCCGAGGACACCGGAUUUCCGGCCUGCAAACUAUAAUCUGCUGGACCGUUUUGUUGUCGCUUUUGCUGUGCCUUUCGAUCGGAUUUAUCAGCCUGGGGCUACAAGGACUCCAAUCCCAGAGAUCAGAGCCAGUGGAUCAGCGAUUGGUGUGCUACUAUGCCAGCGAUGGCACUCAAAAUCUCAGCCUUCUCGAUGUACCCGGCGAUCUGUGCACCCACAUUAAUAUCGGACCGGCCAAUUUGGAUAAUGCCACCAUCGUUCUUCCGGACUCCCUGAUCCAGGUGCUGCAAAACGACAGCCGAUCUUUUCGAGCCGCCCAUCCACAGGUUCACCUGCUCCUCUGGAUCGGUGGAGCCGAUAGCGGACGCCAGUUCGCCCGCAUGGUGGUGAAUCACGCAAUGCGGAAGGUGUUCCUGCAGUCCCUCCGCCAAAUACUGCGCACCUAUCCAAGUAUGGAUGGCAUCGAUCUGGACUGGGAGUUCCCGAGUGCCUACGACCGCGAGCGGAUGCAUCUCUCGCAGUUGCUCUACGAGAUUCGAACGGAAUGGAGGCGGGAAAAGCGCACAAACAACAUACUCUCACUGGCGGUCGCUGCCCCCGAGGGAAUCGCCUUGUAUGCCUACGACAUCCGGGAACUGAAUAUGUAUGCGGACUAUGUGAAUCUGAUGGCCUACGAUUUCCACUUUUACCGCCAGGACACUCCCUUCACGGGCUUGAAUGCACCACUCUAUGCUCGUUCGCAGGAACGCUCGCUGAUGGCCACAUUCAACAUUAACUACACGGUCCAGUGGUGGCUGAAGAGCGGUCUGGAGCCACAUCGACUGGUGGUGGGCCUGCCCACCUACGGACACUCCUUCACUUUGGUGAGCCCACUAAAUCGAAGGAUCGGAGCACCAGCUUCGGGCUUUGGCAAAUGCGGCCAACUGGGCUUCACCACGCUAUCGGAAACCUGCGAGUGUGCUGCGAAGUACAUCGAACCCACCUUUGCCUACGAUGCCGAGACCUGUUCGCCGUAUUUGAGCGCCCUGCAAGAAUGGAUCUCGUACGAAAACCAAACGAGCAUUGUCUGCAAGGCCAACUACGUCAAGUCCUUGAGUCUGGGAGGCGUGAUGGUUUUCUCUUUAAACACCGACGACCUCAAGAAUUCGUGCAGCUAUUUACCAAACUCGAAGUACAACCAAAAGCCCGUGUUCCCGCUUACGCAGGCCAUCAGGGAAAUCCUGCGGAACUCGCUGUGAUUAUUCUGUAUUAAAUGAUAUUUGAUUUAUUUGCAAGAGGCUGCUGCAGGCGCCUGGCAAACUGCUCGGAACAGAAACAGUUUUGUACAUAGUCAUAGACGAUAACUUGUUGUAUAUAUAAGUAUAAAUUAAAUUAUCACAAUCGAUCAAUUCAUAAUAUAACUAGAAGAUGUCAACGUA